Messenger RNA from Daphnia magna, 3204 nucleotides. RefSeq lists its product as uncharacterized. The transcript has a single exon. The record is from RefSeq and is a predicted model, not a curated record. Lineage: Eukaryota; Metazoa; Arthropoda; Branchiopoda; Diplostraca; Daphniidae. The coding region runs from base 1 to 3204 and encodes 1067 amino acids.
AUGGUCGCCGUCCACAACCGUUACGUUGAAAUAACGGACCUAGACGACCAAGAGCUACACGCCGCAGAUGUCUACAUUGAAAAUAUUCGCAGCUUGCACGAUGGCUGUCUGGCCGCAGUCGCGGAAUCAGCGCGAAACCAGCAAAUCCGUCGCCCAUCUGUUUCUUGGACUAUUGAAAACUUAGAUCGUCGGCUAUCUUCUGGGUCAAUCACUACGCAAGCUAUCACACCAAACGUCGCUCCAAUUACGCAGGCGCUGCAAACCGAAGAACAACAGCCGCCGGGUAACGGCAAGCGUGUUCAUGACCAGCAAGGCGCACAAGAGAAUGACGACAUUGGAGCAGAAUGCUCGAAGAGCUUUUUUGGUCCAACCAACCCUGAACGAGAUGAAUACGAGUCAGCAAAACGGCGAAAAAUCAAUUUAGAAUUCCAGCUGAAGAAGCAAGAGUUGCAGCGAGAGCGCGAACAAAGGGACCUCCAGCUAAAAUACGACAGAGAGCGAGAGGAUAUAAUGCUAGAAAUACAAAGGCAAUCUCACUUAAUGGGUGAAUUUGUCCGACCCGGCGAGCCGCAGCACUCGUCCACACCAACACAGAAGUCCGCCACACAGCAAACAUGCACCACCAAACCAAUCGCCGGCCCGUCUACGUACGUGCCGUCACACGGAUGGCCUAAGCUGCAGGUAGCCAAAUUCGAUGGUGAUCCGCGCAGCUGGACAAAAUUCACACAUGGCAUCAGCGCCACCUUAAGAGAUACUAAUAUGCCCGAGUCAUGGAAGCUCCUGGCGCUUCAGGAGAGCAUGCUAGAGCACAUCCAGAAGCGCGUCGCGCACGUUUUUGCUAACUCCGACACUUUCGAGUGCGCCUGGAACCUCCUCGAAGCUAAAUACGGGGACCCUGGUCUUAUCAUCAAGGCGCACGACACACAUCUCCAACAACUACCAUCGUUCAGGGCUGGAGACUUCGACGGUUUAUUCAAAAUGGCGACAGCCGUUCAUGAUGCGGUGUCCAGUGUAAGCAGUGAACACAUCUGUAUGUUCAUGUCAGUGGUCGGGACCCUCCACACCAAGCUACCUAACUAUUUGCAGGCAGACUGGAGCAAGCACGCUUAUCUCCUGCGGAGAAUACCAACUCUUAAAGAUUUUGACGUAUGGAUCGAUACCAUAAUGGGAGCGGAAGAACUUCGCGGUGCCAAGAUUUCCACAGCAGGCGGCUCCAGUGGUAGCAACAAACCACCUAGCAACCUAACCAAUGCCAACCGUCAAACCAGCGGAAGCAGUAAUUACGGUGUGCGUGGUGGCCCAACUAUUAUGAAUAACUACGCUGAAUCCUUGCUGAGACAAACAGCCGUCGAGUGCCCGGCAUGCAAUGACAAAUCGGCGCAUCGCCUGGAAGAAUGCAAUACUUUCGCCAGAAUGACGGUUAACGCUCGUGCCGUCCUUUGUGCCCAGAACAAUCGCUGCUUCAAGUGCUUGAUAAAAGGACACUACGCGUCGAAAUGUAGAAGGCAAAAUGCAAGUUGUACAGACUGUGGCGCUGCACACCACAAGCUUCUGCAUGGAGCAGAAAGGCAGUUCCCUGUAAGCUCAGGACCCAAAAUUCUAAUGGUCAAGUCCCCGCUAAACUCUAUCAAGCCGGUGCUUCUCGCAAUUGUUCCAGUUGUCAUUGAAGUGAAAGGUGCAGUAAAGUCAACGUUCGCCGUGUUAGAUCCUGGUAGCGAAGCCACUUUAAUCACGCGACCUUUGGCCAGUUUUCUGGAUUUGAAAGGGAGUCCGGCAGUAAUUCGGUUCGGCUCAUUCAGCAGUUCAGUCGAAAUUUUAACCGACGUGGUCUCAUUCAGCCUGCAUUCACUCGACAAAGCCUGUUCAUUCGAGCUGGAGGACGCAUUCGUCGUCCCGAAAAUUAAUUUAUCUCAUAGAAAAAUCAACUGGCCCGCAAUUAAACAUCGAUGGUCGCAUUUAGCACAGCUCGAUUUACCAGCCAUAGACUCGUCUAGCGUCGAGAUCCUGUUGGGAAUGGACGUCGCAGCCGCGCAUCAAACUCUUCAAAUGUUAGAACCGCUUGCUGGAGAAGAUGGGCCUACUGUCUACCGCACACGUUUUGGGCUAGCUGUAGUCGGAAGAAUACCAAAGUCUCUCGUGACGGGACCAACUACCAGGAGAACAGUAAACUUGCAAUCUAUACCCCCGCUGCUACCUUGUAUGAUGGACCGAACGCACUCAUUUCAACAACCUACGGCGCGAAUAUCAGCGGCACGCAGCUUGCAGCAGCAAGAAGACAAUCAAAUGCUCGACAUCAUGAAGCGGUCAAUAAUAUUUACCAUGUGCGGUUAUCAGAUUGACUUGCCUCUACGAACAGACCACCCUGAAAUACCGAACAACAGAAACCAGGCGCUUUCUCGCUUCCACGGUCUAGAGCGUCGGCUUACCGAGCCUUCUAUGCGCGAACUAGCAAGUCGCUACGAGCAAAUCGUCGAAAAACUAAUUUCAUCAGGAACAGUCGUGCCAGUUGCCCGGUCAGCCAUCGACGAGCCGAAAGGCUUGGUUUGGUAUUUGCCACACUUCUUUGUAACCAAUCCAAACAAACCUGGGAAGACCCGUGUCGUUUUCGACGCAGCCGCCCGAUUUCGUUCAAUUUCCUACAACGACUUAUUCUUGAGAGGUCCACCUUCUAUACCAAGCCUCGUAGGCGUACUCCUACGAUCUCGUCAAUUUCGGGUUGCAUUGUCUGCAGAUAUCACCGCCUUCUAUCACCGCGUCGGUGUCGCAAAACAUCACCAGUCACUCCAACGCUUCGUGUACAGAAAAUUCGGCAGUGACGCACAAAUUAACACGUACCAAUUCACAACUCUGAUAUUCGGUGCCAUUUGUUCAUCGUCAGCCGCUGUGUUUGUGUUACAGCACGCCGCGAACAAAUGCUUUGAAUUCCCAAUCGUAUCAGAAAAGAUGAAGGAUAACUUUUACUCCGACAAUAUGAUCGACUCCUUCGAAACGGAAGAGGAGGCAAUGGAUUUCGCACGGCAGGUUACUAAAUCUCUCGAAGCUGGCGGGUUUACCCUAACCGCGUUCGCAUCAUCUUCAGCCAAGGUCCUUAAAUCCAUCCCGAUGCAGCACAGGUCACACCAAAUAAUCGAUCUCAACCUUGACGGGUUGCAAAUAGAGUAUCUACUAGGACUAGAAUGGGAUAUCGCAACGGAUACAUUUUGA